AAGAGGCUUCAAACAGACAUGAAAUGAUGUCCAGAAACAUGGAGGAGAUUUCAGAGACUGCUAUUGCAUGCUACGCAAACCUGUCAAGCAGGGAGAAGAGACUUGCCAAAAAAUUCUUCCAAGCAAUGGAUACAGAUGGAGAUGGCAAAAUCAGUUUCGAAGAGUAUGAACAGUAUAUUAAGACAAGGAAAGGGUUUAAAACAAUUACUUCUCCUGAUUUCUUCAAAAAGCUAGACAAAGAUGGAAAUGGGACCUUGAGUUUUGAUGAAUUUAUCACUCUUCACUACGUAUGCUCAAGUGAAAGAGUCUACUUUUGUGAUGAGUGUAAAGUUUUUUUAGCCGGAGUUUACUUCACUUGUGUCCAAUGCUUCAAUGGUUCUGGUAAUACGUAUGAUCUUUGCUGUUCUUGUUAUCAUGACAAAGAUAUCAAUCAUCACAAGGAUGCUGUGUUUCUUGAUAAUUACACCUUACUGCAAGCUUUGAGGGAGCAAAACAAGGCUUCUGGAAGUCAGAGAAAAAGUGGAGUUUCAGGGAGAGCUGCACUUGCAAACUUUGGUGUUUCAACUAUUUCUACAGGUCCAAAUUUUGGUUUUUCAAGUACUUUUACAGGAACAGACUUUGGUUUUUCAACUAUUUCUGAUUCUGGCGGUGCCUCAGGUUGCCACCAGUGAUACACUCGAAUAUUUAUAAUUAGUUGGUGUAAUUUUAUUUUUGAAUCGAACAGUUCUUGUAUUAUUUUACUUUAUUUCCAUAAAAACAUAAUGAGCCAUCGAUUGUUGUUUUUUACAUAAUUCGGUUUAUGAAGUAAUUAACUUUAAUUAAUUUACACCCACUUUUAGCCUGUUAGGGACGCAA
Ricinus communis (castor bean) is the source of this 855-nucleotide messenger RNA. RefSeq lists its product as uncharacterized. Lineage: Eukaryota; Viridiplantae; Streptophyta; Magnoliopsida; Malpighiales; Euphorbiaceae. The transcript has 2 exons. The record is from RefSeq and is a predicted model, not a curated record. Bases 24 to 671 code for a protein of 215 amino acids. Gene Ontology annotation, molecular function: calcium ion binding.